Messenger RNA from Tachyglossus aculeatus (Australian echidna), 2700 nucleotides. It is a transcript of the gene PRDM1, whose product is annotated as PR/SET domain 1. Gene Ontology annotation, cellular component: cytoplasm; nucleus. The record is from RefSeq and is a predicted model, not a curated record. Gene Ontology annotation, biological process: cell fate commitment; regulation of transcription by RNA polymerase II. Lineage: Eukaryota; Metazoa; Chordata; Mammalia; Monotremata; Tachyglossidae. Bases 10 to 2493 code for a protein of 827 amino acids. The transcript is spliced from 7 exons. Gene Ontology annotation, molecular function: RNA polymerase II cis-regulatory region sequence-specific DNA binding; DNA-binding transcription repressor activity, RNA polymerase II-specific; histone deacetylase binding.
UUACCUCAGAUGUUGGAUUUUUAUUUGGAAAAACUUGUGGAUACGACUUCGGCGGCCGCACAGUGUAACUCGAACGUGGUGAGUUUGCCAACCUCGGUGGAGGGGCCGGAGGGGUCCACGAAAAUGGGCAUGGAGGAUGUGGACAUGACUCUCUGGACUGAGGCAGACUUUGAGGAGAAGUGCACCUACAUCGUGAACGAUCACCCUUGGGACUCUGGAGCGGAUGGGACCGGUUCGGCACCACAGGCCGAACUGUCCCUUCCUAGGAAUCUGGUCUUCAAAUACUCCCCGAACUGCAAAGAGGUUACUGGAGUUGUGAGCAAAGAAUACAUCCCAAAAGGAACACGCUUCGGGCCCCUGAUAGGCGAAAUAUAUACCAACGACACAGUCCCCAAGAAUGUCAACAGACAGUACUUCUGGCGGAUCUAUUCCGGUGGGGAACUGCAUCACUUCAUCGAUGGCUUUAAUGAGGACAAAAGCAAUUGGAUGCGCUAUGUGAACCCCGCCCAUUCUGGGCAGGAGCAAAACCUGUCUGCCUGCCAGAAUGGAAUGAACAUCUACUUCUACACCAUCAAGCCCAUCCCCGCCAGCCAAGAACUUCUUGUGUGGUACAGCCAGGACUUUGCAGAGCGACUCCACUAUCCUUCCUCCGGAGAGCUGCUGAGGAUGAAUCUCACUCAAACCGACGUUCACCCAAAGCAGCAAGGCAGCGAGAAAAAUGAGCUGUUUCCCAAGAGUGCCCCCAAGAGAGAACACAGUGUGAGAGAAAUCCUGAAAACCGACUCUAGCCACUCCAAAGGGAAGGACUUAUUCCGCUUCAACAUUUCACCCGCUACCCCAGACAGAGACUCGGACGACCUAAGAAAGAAGUGCAGCCCAGAGAGGCCCUUCUAUCCCCGGGUGGUCUACCCGCUUCGAGCCCCCGGGCCGGAAGACUAUCUGAAGGCUUCUCUGGCCUACGGGAUGGACAGGCCCACCUACCUGACCCACUCGCCCAUCCCCUCCUCCGCCACCCCGAGCCCCUCUGCCAGAAGCAGCCCGGACCAAAGCAUAAAGAACUCCAGCCCACACGGCAGCCCGGGCCACAGCCUCUCCCCUCUGGCUGUCGUCGCUCAAGAGCACCGAGAACCCUACCCUUUUGUCGGCGCACCUUACGGCACGGAAGGGUUAGGGUCUUAUCCCGGCUACGGACCCCCAGGACAUCUCCCUCCCGCUUUCAUCCCCUCCUACAACGCUCACUACCCCAAGUUCCUGUUACCCCCAUACGGGGUGAGUUCGAACUCCCUGAGCGCUGUGAACAAUAUCAAUGGCAUCAACAAUUUCAAUCUCUUCCCGCGGCUCUAUCCUGUGUACGGUGGCCUGCUGGGGGGUGGUGGCAGUCUGCCCGGGCACAUGCUGGGCUCGGGGGGCCUCCCGAGCUCGCUGCCCUCAGAUGGGGCUCACAGACUGCGGCAGCCCGACCACCCCAGGGACUUCCUGAUCCCGGCUCCCCGCAGUGCCUUCUCCAUUACAGGGGUCGCCCCAAGCAUGAAGGACGCACCCUGCAGCCCCACCGGCGGCUCCCCCACCGCCGCCACCACCGCCACGGCCGAGCACCUGGCGCAACCCAAAGCUACCUCAGCCGUGCUGGCCGCCUCCAGCAGCGAAGAAGCCAUGAAUCUCAUAAAGAGCAAGAGGAACAUGAGUGGCUAUAAAACGCUCCCCUACCCGCUAAAGAAGCAGAAUGGAAAGAUCAAGUACGAGUGCAAUGUUUGCUCCAAGACCUUUGGCCAACUCUCCAACCUGAAGGUCCACCUCAGAGUGCACAGCGGAGAGCGACCCUUCAAGUGUCAAACGUGCAACAAAGGUUUCACGCAGCUGGCCCAUCUGCAGAAGCACUAUCUGGUGCACACGGGAGAAAAGCCCCACGAGUGUCAGGUGUGUCACAAGCGCUUCAGCAGCACCAGCAACCUGAAGACCCACCUCCGGCUCCACUCGGGGGAGAAGCCCUACCAGUGCAAGCUCUGCCCGGCCAAGUUCACGCAGUUCGUGCACCUGAAACUCCACAAGCGCCUGCACACCCGAGAGCGGCCGCACAAGUGUGCCCAGUGCCACAAGAGCUACAUCCACCUGUGCAGCCUCAAGGUCCACCUCAAGGGGAACUGCCCGGCCGCCCCGACCGGUGGCAUGUCUGUGGAUGACCUGACCCGUGUCAACGAGGAGAUUGAGAAGUUCGACAUCAGCGACAGCGCCGACCGGCUGGAGGAUGUCGAGGAUGACAUUGACACGACCGCCAUGGUGGAGAAAGAAAUCCUGGCCUCCUUACGGAGAGAGGGGGAUGGGGCUGGCCUCAAGGCCUCCUUGCCAAGGAACCUGGGAAACGGCCUGCUCUCCUCGGCCUGCCGCAUCUAUGAGUCACCUGACCCGGCCCUUCUGAAGCUGCCUCACGUCCACCCACUACCUCUCUUACCUGUAAAGGUCAAACAAGAAACGGUUGAACCGAUGGACCCUUAGGACUUUCAGGAAAUGAAAGGGAUCUCUCGCUCUUUUGUUUUGUUUUGUCUUUAAUUUAUGACUUGGAAAGUCAGGGUGCCUGUAGCAAUUCGCUUGUCCAUAACUCCAGGGCUGCACAGCCAUCUUGACUCACACUUGAGUCCUCCUCAACUCCCUCCACUUUAAGCAAGAAACUCCAAAGUUACUGUAUUCUCAGGGCAUAAAACG